UCCCUUCCUACAUUAGGUACUUGCUAGAGGGGUUUUGGCUUCCGACUUGGGUUUAAUAUCUUCUACCUUACCAACUACUACCAAAACCACCAAAGCCAAACUCGACGUCCUCGCAACUGUCAUAAAACAAUCGUAUCUGCAGUAUUUUGCAUAUCAUCGACGCCAAUACAGCCCUUUCCAUAUCGGACAUUGUAGUGGGGACCUUGGCCAAAAGGGUACCUCCGCUCUUCCACUACCCGUACAAUCAGUGCCGGCCGGAUCGUUUGCCCCACCUCCCCCAACGCCAUAUACCUUGGUACCCUUGCUUCCUCACCUCAGCUGCCUCAGGCAGGCCGGUAAUCAAGAUACCAACUAGGUGGCCAUCUGCGAAUUCCUCCUCUUCCAUUACCAUAGGUCUUGACGACCAAACGUUGUUCUUCGCACUUCAUUUCCCAACAUCGAGCUGUGCCAACUAUCGCAUUCAACAUUCGCCUCAGAUGCUCUUCAGAUUAGGGCAUCACAUUACUCGACAGGAUCCCACCACUUCUGCGAGAAACGCUUUGUCCUCGGUCUAAAGUCUACGAAUAUCUCACGCAAUGUCUCCAUCAACGGAUAAAGUCAUUGUGACUCUCUCUGAGAGGGGAUCAAACUCCGUCGACAUGACGUUUAUCGAUCGACAGCUUACACUAGAUGCCGAAGACGACAGGAUCGCUAUCGGUAGGACUUCUAAGAGCAUUUCCAAAGGCCGUGUUGCGACCGAAGUCAACGGUCUUUUUGACUGUGCUGUUAUGAGCCGGAACCAUGCCAUUAUUUAUACCAAGUCGGGGGAUGUUUUUAUCGAAGAUAAUACAUCUAUGCAUGGAACAUUUGUCAACGAGACAGACAUCCGUGGACGCUCCUCGUAUCAGCUUCGAACUGGUGACGGCGUCCGUUUUGGGAUCCCUAUCAAUCGUAAUGAAGAUUCAUUUUCACCCGUUCUAGUUACGGUUGGCAUUACCAAACAAGACCGACAAUUGCCUUUAACUUUCGGGGUCCCGGAUGCGUCAGAUUCAGAGCUUGAGGCUUCCGACGGGGAGGGAAACGAUCACGAUGACGACUUUACGCAAGGCGCAGCAAACUGUCCACAGGUCGUGGAUUUGACAUCACCAGUCAACUCUCCUCAACCCGUUAGCAGUCCAAACCCACUGCCCGUGGCAAAUCUGGAUUUUUUCACCGUUAGACAAGUCGACAAUAUCGAGGACGGUAUCAUCGCUUCAUCACCGCUUGGAGGGUCUGUUGUGUCCAGUGACGGAGAUCUCGAUGAUGCAUUGUUUGAUUCAAGCAAUAAUGAUGCUGGCGAUUUUGAGGAAGAUACUAGCGAUAAUGUCGACUCGGAUAUGUAUUCCGAAGAAGUAGACCCAUCUGUUUACGACGAGGUCGAUUCAGAUUACGGUUCCGACCUCGAAGAUCCCCAAGAUGCAAAGAACACUGAAAAUACCGAUGGUGCAGAGUCCAUCAAAAACACAGAAAACGCCGAGCCUGAUGUCUUCGGUUGGCCUCAGACUCCUGAGCCCACAGCCACUGUCGAAAUAUCGACCAUCACUUCAUCUGCCCCUGUCCUUCCUCCUGCAGCAGCUGCACCAGAGGUCUCGGUCUAUCCCACAGAGGAUAUUGACCGGCAAGAGACUUCGAGAAAGAGAAAGGCAGCAGACCUUUCUGAAAUGACCAUUGAAGAACUCAAAUGGGGUGUUCCGCGCGACCCGGUAGACAGAGAGACCCCUGCACCAGAUCAGGAGACUGUGGCAAUAGCCGCACCUGUAACUCCUGUCUGCUUUAUAGAUACCCCUCGACCAUCAAAACGGCUGCGUCACUUUGCGGCUGGCAUAGGUUAUGCAGCCCUCGGAGGCAUCACAGCCGCAGCCGUUACGUUCGGAUCUCUUGCCUAUACGGCACCAAGCUUUUAAUUGGGGCAGGAUGUCGCCUUUUCGACUUCAUGGGUUGUCUGUCUUUAACUUCUGUCGUCCCCUUUCUCCAUUUUUCACCUGCGUUGAGCUGAAGGUUUUGGGACAUGUUUUUUUUUUCUUUUGUCUGAAACUCCUUCCCCUCCCCCCAUGAGUUGCUUUCCCACUUGUCCACCAAUUUUUUUUACGAUUUUAUGAAGCAAGACCGAGGGGCUGGCGAACAGGCUUUUGUCAAUGUGGGUGGGAAUAUGCAUUUACGUUUCUUUAUACAGAACCUUUUAACUUGACUGCAUUGGCGUCCUGGCGGAGGGGAACAUAUGUGCGUAUGGUAUUUUUGUCUUUGAACCGGUCAAUAUAGCGAAAUUCCCAGCU
Messenger RNA from Pyricularia grisea, 2291 nucleotides. RefSeq lists its product as uncharacterized. Lineage: Eukaryota; Fungi; Ascomycota; Sordariomycetes; Magnaporthales; Pyriculariaceae. The transcript is spliced from 5 exons. The record is from RefSeq and is a predicted model, not a curated record. Gene Ontology annotation, molecular function: protein binding. The coding region runs from base 576 to 1922 and encodes 448 amino acids.